This is a messenger RNA of Anopheles maculipalpis, 2410 nucleotides long. It is a transcript of the gene casp, whose product is annotated as FAS-associated factor 1. The record is from RefSeq and is a predicted model, not a curated record. The transcript has 11 exons. Gene Ontology annotation, cellular component: endoplasmic reticulum; nucleus. Bases 40 to 2379 code for a protein of 779 amino acids. Lineage: Eukaryota; Metazoa; Arthropoda; Insecta; Diptera; Culicidae. Gene Ontology annotation, molecular function: ubiquitin binding.
GAGCGAUCCGGGCUGGUGGGCUAGAGAGCGCCGCAUAAAAUGUCUGAAAAUCGGGACGAAAUUCUCGCCGACUUUCAGAGCAUAACGGCCAUCGACGAUGUUGCCGAAGCUAUAUUCCACCUUGAAGCAUCCAACUGGAAUUUAAUUUCUGCUAUACAGCGCGUACUGCCACAGGACCCGACUGAUCACCAGACGGCAACCGUCUCAUCAUACAGUGCGAGCGAUCGAGCCAGCAGUAAUGGCGGGCACAACAGCAGCAGCACACCACACAGUAACAACAGUGCCGCGACGUCCUCGUCGGCAUUGUUUGCUGGCACCAGUUCCGAUAUAGCACUGUACGGGAAUAAUCUUAACUAUCUGGAGGAAACGAUGCCGGACGUGAGGGACCAAAUAAAGGUUCCGUCACCGGUGAAAAUGAAUUUCACCGGCAAAAAGAAUGUAGGCAACAGUAGUAGCAGUAGCGGUAGUAGCAGUAGUGGAAUGGCUUUUAACAUUUCCGAUGUUGGUGCAUCUUCGUCGCGAUCCAACAGUAAUCACGAUUUUCGUACCGCCCUCAACUGUCUGGACACGAAACCGCUCGAUGUACUGUUUAAUGUGCAGUUUAAAAAUGAACACCAUCAGAUCAGGAUCUCGAACCAGGCGACGAUCGGUGAUUUGAAGGCGAGAAUAUUCGACAAAACACGGGUACCGGUGUGUAGGCAGGCGCUGAAAGGCUGGGAACCGGGCAAACAGAAGGACAUUUCGAACCUUAGCACCCCGCUGAAAGCGCUCAACAUCGUCGGGAAGGAGGUGAACCUAAAGCUGAUCGAUCUUACGCCGGAAGGUUUCCUCGGGGACGCUGACGUGGAGCUUCACGCGGCACUAAAUCAGCAAAUGUAUCUGCUACACAUCAACAUACAGCCCGAAAACCAGCUGCUGCAUCUAAACUUUCCCGCUCAACAGGACAUACUGUCGAUCAAGAAUCACGUGUACACUAUUACGGACAUCCCGGUGCGCCACCAGGUGUGGUCCGGAUGGCCGAACAACAUUACCAACCAUACGACGCUGGCCGAGUCGGGGCUGGGGCUGGAGCACAAUCUGCUACUAAAGCGUGCGGACGAAGCGAACAAGCCAAGUAAUAAUAAUAAUAAUAAUAACACUAUCAGUAAUAGUAACAGCCAUCUGCUGAAUGCGCUCAGCAGUAGUGCGGGCACCAGCGCCAACAACAGUCACAGCAGCAGUAGUGGCAGCCGUCCGGUGCUUAACUUCGGCAACGACAGCUUACCGAUCAUUCCAAUCGAUUCGGAGAGCAGCGGCGAAGAGUUUGAGGAUGCGUCCGACUUCAAUAACGACGAUGACAUCUUCACCGAAACGCCGAUCAUAAAUCAGCAGAAGCGUUUAAUACCAGACAACGUAGACGAUGAGACGAUUGGAAGCAUACAGUUUGUGGAGAAUUUUGCCGAACGCUUUGGGCCGCAGCACCCAAUGUUCUUCCAGGGUAGCCUGGAGGAUGCGCUGAAGGAAGCCUGCCACCGGCCAUCGGCCCGAGACCGCAAACUUUUGGCAAUCUAUCUGCAUCACGAUGGAAGCGUGCUGACAAACGUGUUUUGCGGCCAGCUAUUAGCCUGCGAAAGUAUCAUCCAAAUUCUGUUGGAACAUUUCGUCCUGUAUGGGUGGGAUUUGACGUUUGAAAGUAACAAAAAUAUGUUUUUAUCAUCAAUAUCGGCUUGCGUAGGCAUGACGGCCUCAAUAACGGUGCGCAACAUACCGACCGAUCGGUUACCGGCCAUUCUUGUGAUAUCGAAAAAUCGUAGCCAGUGUGAGGUGUUUCAGGUGAUCUAUGGUAAUGUGGGCGUAGAUGAUCUGCUGUCAAAGCUGAUGGAAGCGUCCGACAUGUACAGCGAACAGUUAAAGAUCGAGCUGCGCGAAGAAAAUGAACGGUUCGCCCGGGAGCAGGUAAAGCUCGAGCAGGACGCGGCCUACCGCGAAAGCCUCGAAGCGGAUCGCGCUAAACAGGAAGCCAAACGGCAGAAGGAGAUGAUGAUGCAGUCCGAACGGCGCCGGCUCGAAUCGGAACGAGCGGAAAACGAAGCAAAGCGUGAGCUGAUUCGGGCGAAAGCCCGCAGCACAGUGCCGGAUGAGCCGCAGCAAAGUAGCGGCGAUAGCAUAACCAAAAUCCGGGUGCGUACACCGGCAGGAGAAAUGCUUGAGCGCAAGUUUACCGUCGAUACGCCGCUGGAACUGUUGCUGAACUAUAUUACCGCCGAGGGGUACCUGAUCAAUGAGUUUAAAGUGUUCUCAGGCUGGCCUCGUACAGACUUAACAACGCUAAAUCGCGAAAGCACGCUGAAGGAACUUAAGCUAUAUCCGCAGGAAACGUUGAUCCUCGAGGAACGAUGAUUGAACCAUGUAAUGCGAGUGAAACGUUUGC